Molecule: messenger RNA, 1611 nt
Organism: Symbiodinium sp. CCMP2592
Lineage: Eukaryota; Dinophyceae; Suessiales; Symbiodiniaceae
Source: the annotation of a GenBank genome assembly
AUGCCCAUCCCUCGUGUUGCCAUCGUCGGCCGACCCAAUGUCGGUAAGUCCUCCCUCCUGAACCUCAUCGCUCAGGAGCGCAUCGCCAUCGUUGACCCAACGCCGGGCGUCACGCGCGAUCGGAUCUCCACCAUCGUCGAGCUUCCGGACCCCAAAGACCCCACCAACGAGCGAGGCACCGCGAAGCAAAUCGAGCUCACCGAUACCGGUGGAUUCGGGGUCUACGUCGCUGACGGCGCUCGCUACAACGAGAUCGGCGCCGACCUCGCGACGCUCACCAACGACAUCGAGCAGCAGAUCGCCCAAGCCGUGUCCACAGCGGACGUCAUCCUCUUUGCCGUCGAUUGCCAAGCCGGGAUCACCGGACAAGACCAAGCGAUCGCGCAGAUGCUCCGCGAGCAAAAACUCGGACGCAGGGAUACAAAACAGAGCAAGGACGGCUCAUCCAACUCCGAGCUCACCCCAGUCCACGUCAUCGCGACCAAGUGCGACGACUCGGGAUGGGAACCCCACGCGUACGAACUCGCCGCGUUCGGAUUCGGUCAGCCGCUGAUCUGCUCCUCCAAGUCCAAAUACCUCCGCCGCGACAUGCUCGACAAGCUCUUCGACAUCGUCCCGGAAUACCACGGCGAACCAGAACCCGAGGUCGACAUGAAAGUCGCGAUCGUCGGGAAACGCAACGCCGGGAAGUCCACGCUCGUCAACACCCUCGCGGGUGAACCACGCGUCAUCGUCUCGGAAAUCGCCGGGACCACACGCGACGCUGUGGACGUCAAGAUCGAAAUCGACGGCAAGUCCAUCCUCGCGAUCGACACCGCCGGACUACGCCGAAAGAAGUCGUUCCAGGACAAGAUCGAGUACUACGCGCUCGAUCGCGCCAAGCGCGCCAUCACCCGCGCCGAUGUGGUGCUGUACCUCCUCGACGCGACGACCGAGAUCUCGCAGGUGGAUGAACAGCUCGGGAAGCUCAUCGUCGAUUCGCACAAACCCGUCGUCAUUGUCCUCAACAAAUGGGACAUCGCAAAAGACGGCUCCGACCAAGCCGGACGCAAAGUCACCCCGAAGCGCUACGAAGACUACAUCCGCAAAGAACUCAAAGGAUUGUCCUUCGCACCCAUCGCGAUCAUCAGCGCCAAAGAAGGACUCAAUGUCACCGAAACGCUCGAGAUCGCGAUGGAGAUGUUCGAGCAAGCGUCCACACGCGUAGGAACAGGUCAGCUCAACCGAACCAUCUCCUCCAUCAUCGAAGCACGCGGCCCAUCCAACAAACUCGGCGCCGAAGCACGCGUCUACUUUGCAUCUCAGGUCAAAACCAACCCACCAACACUCGUGCUCGUCGUGAAUGAUCCGGAUCGUUUCACACUCAACUAUGAACGCUAUCUCAUGAAUCGCAUCCGUGAGCUGCUCCCGUUCGGAGAGGUCCCGAUCAAACUCAUCCUCCGCGCUCGCAGCCGCGUCGAGAAACGUGCCAAGUCCACAUCAGGGAAGCAACUCCACGCACCAGAUCAAGUCUCUGGACGCUUCGACGAAGACAUGGCUGUUGAAGCCAUCGACCGCGAUGCAUUCCUCGCAGAUCUCCCCGAUGACGCGAGUGCCUACUUCGAUGAUUAA